Aspergillus sclerotioniger CBS 115572 is the source of this 3168-nucleotide messenger RNA. RefSeq names its product MFS transporter/fungal specific transcription factor domain-containing protein. Bases 61 to 3168 code for a protein of 1035 amino acids. The transcript is spliced from 8 exons. Gene Ontology annotation, biological process: transmembrane transport. The record is from RefSeq and is a predicted model, not a curated record. Gene Ontology annotation, molecular function: transmembrane transporter activity. Lineage: Eukaryota; Fungi; Ascomycota; Eurotiomycetes; Eurotiales; Aspergillaceae.
UAUUUUUAACGACGCUAAUAUUUCCCCUGGUCUCUGAAAUGUUGGGAAUCAACAUCCAACAUGAAUCACCCGCAGAGCAGUGACACCAGCAGCGAAGGCUCCCAGAUCAAGGGAGAUGUUGAAAAGAACCCCGGUCGACUUUUAUCUAUGGGCAAGGGGAAGGUCUUUCCUCCCCUUCUUCCGAACCGAGAGGAUUAUGUCGUCGGGUUUGACGGUCCAGACGACCCAGAACAUCCCUUCAGCUGGGCUAUUUCCAUCAAGCUAUAUGUAUCCAUCAUGGUAUGCUUCGGCACGUUUACCGCAUCGUUCGCCAGCGCGGUCUUUGCCCCAGGAGCCGGAGGAGCAGCCAAGGCGUUUGGGGUGAGCUCCGAGGUUGGAAUGCUCGGUACGACACUCUACGUGCUGGGGUUUGCAUCGGGGCCGUUGAUUUGGGCACCUGCCUCGGAGUUAAUUGGUAGACGAUGGCCAUUGACUAUGGGGAUUGUCGGCGUGGGCCUGUUUAGCAUCGCUUCGGCAGUUGCCAAAGAUAUCCAGACGGUUAUUAUUUGUCGCUUCUUUGCCGGGAUGUUUGGGGCCAGCCAGCUCUCAGUGGUUCCCGCCGUGCUGUCGGACAUUUAUAACAACAUGCACCGCGGUGCUGCCAUUGCCGUGUAUUCGUUAACAGUGUUCGUUGGGCCGUUCAGCGGUCCGUUUGUCGGGGGCUUUCUCGCCUCCAGCUCUCUUGGAUGGCGAUGGACCUUGUAUAUCCCAGCAUUUAUGGGCUUUGCAUGUGCAGCUAUGUUUGUGCUCUUCCUGAAGGAGACCUAUGCCCCGUGCAUCCUAGUCUCCAAAGCGGCAGCCCUACGGCGGCAGACCUCAAAUUGGGGCAUCCAUGCCAAACAGGAGGAGGUUGAAGUGGACUUGCAAGAGCUGGUUCAGAAGAACUUUACUCGUCCGCUGAGGAUGCUAGUGACCGAGCCCAUAAUCCUGGUCAUUUCAGUCUAUAUGUCUUUUAUUUACGGGCUGGUCUAUGCCCUGCUUGAGGCCUACCCGUACGUCUUUGAAUCAGUCUAUGGGAUGAGUCCCGGAGUCGGCGGUCUUACCUUUUGUGGGCUGAUAAUUGGCCAGCUGCUGGCAUGCGGCUUCAUCCUGUCUCAGCAUUCGGUUUAUGUGAAGAAGCUGGCUGCCAACGAUAAUAUUCCCAUUCCUGAAUGGCGUCUGACGCCUGCCAUUGUAGGAGCUCCUGUCUUCACGGCCGGGAUCUUCUGGUUCAGCUGGACUGGGUUUACGCCCAGCAUCCACUGGCUCGCACCGACUGCUGCAGUCGUCCUGAUCGGCUUUGGGAUUUUGUGCAUCUUCCUGCCGUGCUUCAACUAUCUGGUUGAUUCCUAUCUUCCUUUGGCGGCAUCAACUGUGGCCGCAAACAUCAUCCUCCGGUCGAGUGUGGCUGCGGGAUUUCCCCUUUUUGCGAAGCAAAUGUUUGCAAAUCUGGGGGUGCAAUGGGCGGGGACGCUGCUGGGUUGCUUGGCGGCGAUUAUGAUUCCGAUUCCAUUGUUGUUCCGAUUGUACGGGCCGCGCUGGGGUUAUGACUGUCACUACUCGCGACACACGAGACCUCGCCCUUCCACCCCUAGUCACCCCGACUCCGACCCUGUUCCCGUUCCAGACGACAGUCCCGCUGCAGCUGCCCGUGUCGCUGAGUCCCUUGAAGCCAACUCGGGGGCUGCAUUUGUGAGAAAAGUCGCCCUCAAAGUCGACCCCGUCAACGCUCCCAAGUUGAAUCUCUUCGGCUGGAAUGUGGGGAAACGCAAGUCGCUCGCUCCUGGAGCCUCCGCCGACAAGCCCAUUGACGAUAUUUGCUCGGCAACUACCUUGCAAACUCUAGGACGCCGCUACUUUGCCAAGAUCGACCCCUGCUAUGGCUUCAUCGAUUCGGUGCAGUUCUUUCGGCGUAUGGAUGCUCGCUGGCAGCCGUUUGCAGAAGAGAGUACGUAUGAUGGCGUGCUCGCGGGCGUGGCUGCGUUGGGGGCCCUCUUUUCCGACACAGAAAUGGACAGGGUUGAAAGCAGUCUGGUGGAACUGGCUCGCCACAUCUCUGACACCCAUCUCGGCAGUGCGCCCCCAUCUUUAGACCUUCUCACUGUGUGGACUCUGCGAGUGGUCUAUCUGCGUAUGGCAGCUCCUCCAUACCCGGCUUGGGUUGCAAGUUCCACCUUGAUGCAUCUGAUCGAAGCCUCCAAGCUCCACCAGGUCUCGUCGGAUGAACGCGAUCUCGAUAUCCGCAGGAGGCUGAUAGGCGUAGCCCAACACCUCAACAUUUGGAUCUCCUACGACCUGGGGCUCUCAAGGGUCAGCUUAUCCACUGACACACUCGGACUGCCCACCCCAAGACCAGGUGACUUCACGGUGGAACUUCUCGGUCUCUUGCCACUUACCGCUAGUCUGGGGCCGGAGAAUCAGCGCCACGACCAGGAAAUCGAACAAUUGCUACUGCAAACAUUGGACCGCACUCAUACAAUACCACCAUCCCUGCUGGCUCAAUGCAACCUAACUUUCUGCCUCCUCCGACGCCUUCGCUUGACGAAUGUCACAACCACCCCCACCACAAUGAAGCGAGUCAUUGACCUCCUCAAACGAAGCCUAGCCGCCGCACGCGACAUGGCAACCAACCAUUCUCCAUGGCAGCAUGUAGCCAACGUGCCGUUCCACAUGAUCAGUAUCCUUCUCGAGAUGGACACGAGUGCCGCCCUGGAGUUGCUACCCGACGCCAUGCAGACAUUGAAAUUAGUCGCCUCGACCUACGAUACCGACACAAUGCGAGAAGCAUACAGCACAGCAUAUCUAUUCAUCAAUCUCUACGAGAAACGCCGAAUCGCAGAUACCAGACUAUUAACCAGGCCGCCAUCAGGACUCAACGAGAUAUCCUGGGUGGAGGGAGUGAUGGCCGACGUGCCGACCCUGCAAGGCCUUGACUUUGAACAAUUCUUACAACCCGACAUGCUCCGACUUUCUCCGGACAACUUGUGCAACCUUAUAAAUCCCUCUCCACUAAUCACCAAACACCCCAAACCAUACCAACACAAUCAACCCCUACAACCACCCUACCCUACCCCACAACCCGACAAUCAAAAACCACCCCCAACGGCGCCACCUCCUCCGUAUGAUUAUACCCCAAAUUCAACGCCAUAA